Messenger RNA from Pomacea canaliculata, 2522 nucleotides. Its product is annotated as penicillin-binding protein 4-like. The transcript is spliced from 9 exons. The record is from RefSeq and is a predicted model, not a curated record. Bases 902 to 1516 code for a protein of 204 amino acids. NCBI's taxonomy places the organism in Eukaryota, Metazoa, Mollusca, Gastropoda, Architaenioglossa, Ampullariidae.
UGCUGACUGUGUACUCAGCGUAGGUCGCUGAUGUGCACGUGUAAACAAAGUGCUUUGUUUUGAAAUAUCUUGGACAGCAAAGACUCAGUUUCUUGGAGAGGUUGGCACCGUAUAUUAAGGACCCGAGACGAGCCAUUGACGACGAUGUAGAUGGGACUUCGCCGCUCAGUCUAAUACGGGAAACAACCAUCAUCCAUAUUUCCAUGUAACAGAUGGUGCAUCCUGAUGAUGUUUGGAUGAAGGUGAGGGCUAGUGAACCAUGACCUGGCAAUGCACGCUGUCUGACAGACUGUCCUGACGAGUCCUGAAGACGAGCUGCUGUAGUCUGUGUGGCCAGGAUGAUGGUACUCGCCAGGAUGAGGGGCAAAAUGUUGCUGACGUUCGUGAUGAUGUUUCUGAUGACGGAAAUUAAGACGACUGCUGCGGAACUCCCUGCCGCUCUUCAGCAGCAGAUGGACGAGGUGAUCCAACAGGGAAUGAGGUGCAGAAACAUCCCAGGCCUUGCUGUGGCGAUCGUGAAAGAUGGUCAGGUGUUGUUGACGAAAGGUUAUGGGGUCAGAAGUCCGGAUACACCGAACCAGUGACGUCAGACACUCUGUUUGGUAUCGCUUCGCUGACCAAGGGUUUCACGGCAGCGCUGUUGGCAAACCUCCUUUCCGCCGACCACAGCCGAAGUCUGUCGACCAACAUCUACCACUUUUUCGACAAGGGGUCCUUGUUCAACGACUCUCUGAGGUCCACUUAUGCUACAGUUGAAGAUCUGCUGGCUCACCGGCUGGGCAUCCCGGAGAACAACUACAUCCGUCUGAGCACGGACAUCACCAGACAAAAUUUGGUCGAAAGAAUACGGUACCUGCCAAAUGAGGGAGGUUUUCGAGAUUCCUUUUUCUACAACAACCUCAUGUACACCCUGGCUGCUGUUAUUACCGAGAGUCUUGGAGGGCGGCCUUGGGAGGACAUGGUGAGGGAGAGUAUUUUCACCCCCCUCGGGAUGAAUCGGUCCACAUUUGUCACCCAAGCUGAUUUUGGCGACAACGUGGCACUCCCUAUGUGCUCUGAAAGUGGGGUGGGAUUGGUGAAGUGUUCACUGGACUUCAUCAGACACUGGGGGUCAUUCAUAGGGUCGGGGAAUGUGUUUAGUUCUGCCCGCGACAUGUCGCAGUGGUUGCUGUGUCUGCUUAACGACGGGACGGCAGCGGACGGGAGGCGAGUCCUUGCACAGGGCCUGGUGGACACCUUGCACAAGCCCCAGAACACCAUCCCGCUCUCCAGCUACGCCAAGUACUACAUGAAACCAGUCACACCGCAAACCUUCAGUGGCGACACCUAUGGUCUUGGGUGGAGACUUGGCUACUACAGAGGAUAUCGAACGGCCCAUCAUUCAGGUUCAACCUACGGCUACGACUCCUACAUCACACUCUUACGGGACGAGAACAUCGGGAUCUUCUCCACGGCAACUGGCAGCGAUAACAACUUUGAGUUUCGAACGGCACUACACACUUCCUGGCAGACCUGACUAUGAAUUUUUCUCCUUGGAUAAACUCGUCGACUGUCUGCACCUUCCCUGACCCGUGGAGAUCGAACACGGCACACACCAAGAGGAACGCACCGACAGAGCCCCUCGUCCAUCAUUUUCAAUACGGUGAGAAUGACAUCAUCGAAAACUCCCAUCCAAUCAGCCGGAAGUACACUAGCAUCGAACAGGUGGUGGCGCGCGCAGCCUCACUUCCGCUAGCCAGGUACGUGGGGGUGUUUGGCCACAGUGCAUAUGGCGAACUGAAAGUGCAGCUGAACCCAGAGACCGGUCAGUUGGAGCUGACCUAUGGCAUUGGACACUGGAGGCUGCAGGCGAGUGCUGGUCACAGGUUUCAGGGACGAUGGCUCAAGACCCGCCCAUCCUCAACAUGACCUUCGAGUUCUUGGUCGGCAGCGAUGACGUGUACGGGGUCAAGGCCCCUGGUUUCGAGAGUCCCAUUGUUCCCAUUUUCUACAGAAGGAGCGAUGCUGCUGUGAUUGGCUGACUGCAAGUCUCUGCACGUCCUCAAACUUCAAGUUUGGUUGAGUGACCGUUGCCAUUGUUACGCUGCAUACAAUAUGUCCACCAAGAGUGAAUUGUGAGUUUAGUUCACGAAAAAGGAGUCAAAACAUCGAAAAAUGUCCAGCAAUUACUCAUAUCCAUAAUAAAGUUCAAACGGGAUUAGUGAUCUAAAGUUGGUGUAAUAUUUUUAUGAAAUUAAGAAUACGGUGCUUGUACAACAUUUCCACAACAUUAAUAACAUAUGAAAACAGGAAAAGCCUUAUUUCCAGUUAUUUUGAGAUGAUACCUUAUGCCUAAAUAUGUCUUAUUUUUGAGGACAUUUUACGUGGCGGGUUAGACUAAGGAAGAACAGGAUGACAAAAAGAAACCAAGAAUUACAUAAAUAAGAGACACAAAUAUUGCCAAGGUAUUAACAGAUCUUUUUAAUCGACAUUGCUUCCUCGUGACUAAAAAGUAUGACAUUAAAAACAUUUCUUAGCCGCUA